AUGCCCUCUCACACUGGCACCGGUCUGCCUGUAGCAUGGGUCAAUGGCGGACCUGAAGAACAACAACCUUUACAGUUGGUUUUGCGAAACGCAGUGGUUUCAAGGGUUAAUUGGGAUGCAUGCCAAUUAACCUUGCAGGCCCUGCACACUUGCCUGCAAAAGGAUAAUUGCCGCACUUGGAUGGUGUGGCACACCCACCUUCCAAAUCUAAUGCAAUUGACCUCACAUUAUUCGAAUGAGUCUCCUCAGGCUAUCAACAUCCUGGGUGCUGCUUGGAAAGCUUUGAUCAUGCGGUGUAGUGGCCUUUGGGAGAGAAUUUUGAAUGGGCCAUCCGUCGAAGCCCAGCAGCUGGACGAAUUCGAACUGAUGGAACAAGAUCUGUUGUUCCAUGAAGAGGAGAUCAUGCGGAACAACAUCGACCUUCUUGAAGAGGAUAUGCGAGAUAACCUGUUCCUAAUUGACGAUGAGGAACAUUUGGAUGAGGAGAUACGGAUUACUUGA
Molecule: messenger RNA, 501 nt
Organism: Melampsora larici-populina 98AG31
Lineage: Eukaryota; Fungi; Basidiomycota; Pucciniomycetes; Pucciniales; Melampsoraceae
Exons: 1
Coding region: 1-501 (166 amino acids)
Source: RefSeq, a predicted model, not a curated record